Brassica oleracea var. oleracea is the source of this 1483-nucleotide messenger RNA. Its product is annotated as serine/threonine-protein kinase At3g07070. NCBI's taxonomy places the organism in Eukaryota, Viridiplantae, Streptophyta, Magnoliopsida, Brassicales, Brassicaceae. The record is from RefSeq and is a predicted model, not a curated record. The coding region runs from base 158 to 1483 and encodes 441 amino acids. The transcript is spliced from 6 exons. Gene Ontology annotation, biological process: protein phosphorylation. Gene Ontology annotation, molecular function: ATP binding; protein kinase activity.
AGAGGGAAAACCCUAACGGGGGGUUUCUUGGGAAAGAAGCAACCAUUGUUUAUGAAGGAUUCCAAGGCGUUUAUUGAUCUUUAAUAACAAGAAGAAAAGAAGAAAGAGAGAUCAAAGGUUGCUUGAGAAAGGGUUCAUCGUAAGGGAGUUAGAGAAGAUGAAUUGCUUUUCAUGCUUUUAUUUCCAUGAAAAGAAAAAAACUCCCAAAGAUUCAGAUAACAGCCGCCGGAGAAAUGGCGAGUUGACUGGUAGAGACAACAACAAAACACACCCUGAGAUUCCAGACAAGACUGGAAAUGAGCAGAACAAGAACAAUGAUGCAGAAAAAGAAAUGACCAACAACAUUGCUGCUCAGACAUUCACCUUCAGGGAGCUAGCUACUGCCACCAAGAAUUUCAGACAAGAAUGUUUGAUCGGUGAAGGCGGCUUUGGUAGGGUUUACAAGGGCAAACUCGAAAAAUGUGGCAAGAUUGUGGCUGUGAAACAAUUAGAUAGAAAUGGUCUACAAGGAAACAAAGAGUUCAUCGUAGAAGUGUUGAUGUUAAGUCUUUUGCAUCACAAGCAUCUCGUGAAUCUCAUUGGUUAUUGUGCUGAUGGAGAUCAAAGACUUCUUGUCUAUGAGUACAUGUCUCGUGGUUCACUUGAAGAUCAUCUCCUCGACCUAACACCUGACCAAGUACCGUUGGAUUGGGACACAAGGAUCAGAAUCGCGCUAGGAGCCGCGAUGGGUCUUGAAUACUUGCAUGACAAGGCAGAUCCUCCGGUGAUCUAUAGAGAUCUCAAAGCAGCUAAUAUCCUUUUGGACAGUGACUUCAACGCCAAGUUAUCAGAUUUUGGGCUAGCGAAGCUAGGUCCUGUCGGAGACAAACAACAUGUGUCUUCAAGAGUUAUGGGAACUUACGGGUACUGUGCUCCAGAGUAUCAGAGAACCGGUCAGUUAACCAUUAAAUCAGAUGUUUACAGCUUCGGAGUUGUGUUGUUGGAACUGAUAACUGGACGAAGAGUUAUUGAUACGACCAGACCCAAAGAUGAACAGAACCUGGUGACUUGGGCACAACCGGUUUUCAAAGAACUGAGUAGAUUCCCAGAGUUAGCGGAUCCAAGUCUUGAAGGAGUGUUCCCGGAGAAAGCACUUAACCAGGCAGUGGCUGUCGCUGCAAUGUGUUUACAGGAAGAGGACACGGUACGGCCACUCAUGAGCGACGUUGUGACCGCUCUCGGUUUCUUGGGAACUGCUCCUGAUGGCUCUAUCUCUGUUCCACGAUACGACGACGUUUCCCCUCCUCAGCCGCCGGGUGAAACAUCCCGUGAGGAUCCUGCGGCAGCUGAGGAACGGGAGAGAGCCGUGGCGGAGGCAAUGGAGUGGGGAGUAGCUUCAAGGGCGCAUUCUCGGAACCCAAGUGCAGCACAGUCCCUAAAUCCAAGUGUUGCACACUCCCGGAACCCAAGUGCAGCACAUUCCAGGAACCCGAGUGCUUCUUGA